AUGUCUACUGAACUCGAAUGCAACUUUGCUUUGGCACUUGCUGAUACUUCUCUUUGGGAAGCAGAUGGUCAUGUGGUCGUUGACCAAGCUCAUGAUAUUGCAAGCAAAGUGUCCACUGCUCUUCAGCAGUAUGGCAGGCUUGCCUUGGUCAUCUUGCCAUUCCUGCUCUCUGCAGCAGCUGAGGUGAGGGCGACCAUAAAUAAAGGCAAGUGGCCACUGUGGGCCCAUGUGCAGGAUAAAGAUCCUCACAUGGAGGCCCACCUGUUCUCCCCAAAGACCACUGGUUAUGUAAAAGGCAGCACAACUGCGCCUGCACCUGCACCUCAGGUUGCCCUGGUCCCAGCUCCCAAGGACAUUUCCAUCCCCCCAAUUGACUCUCUCCCUGUCACCAGUCAUCAGAUGACCAACAAGGGAAAAUGA
Messenger RNA from Suillus subaureus, 420 nucleotides. RefSeq lists its product as uncharacterized. The transcript has 4 exons. The record is from RefSeq and is a predicted model, not a curated record. Bases 1 to 420 code for a protein of 139 amino acids. NCBI's taxonomy places the organism in Eukaryota, Fungi, Basidiomycota, Agaricomycetes, Boletales, Suillaceae.